This is a messenger RNA of Spinacia oleracea (spinach), 2275 nucleotides long. RefSeq names its product pentatricopeptide repeat-containing protein At3g09040, mitochondrial. Gene Ontology annotation, biological process: RNA modification. Bases 284 to 2275 code for a protein of 663 amino acids. Gene Ontology annotation, molecular function: RNA binding; protein binding. The transcript has a single exon. The record is from RefSeq and is a predicted model, not a curated record. Lineage: Eukaryota; Viridiplantae; Streptophyta; Magnoliopsida; Caryophyllales; Amaranthaceae.
CUUUUAUUGAGGAUUUGAGCACAUCUUAUUCCCAAUUUACCAUUAGUAGCUUCCUACAAACUAGUAAAACACACGGAGUAUGAGCAACAAAUGAAAAAAAAAUCACACAUUUGACAUUUCCCUCCAUUCUUCUAAUCAAGUAUAGUUACAAAAGAUGAUAAAGAAAAUGGAGGAUUUGAGCAUAAUUAGCAAAUUGAUUACCAGCUCUUAUGUCUUAAUUCUUUUUUUUGGUGCUUCUUAUGUCUUAAUUCUUAAUGGUGUGUCUGAUUAAUGUAUAAACAAAAUGCAAUUUAUAAAACAACUAUCAAAUCCCCAGAAUAUUGGGAGCUUAUUAAAACUCUCAAAUAAACGGAAAAUCUGUGCGUUUUUCCGGCGCUUGCAUCUUGAUUCCUGCUACAAGACUGACACAUCUGAUCUAAUCUUUUCUAACAAUCGUGCAAUAGAUGAUCACAUCAAAUCAGGGUCUUUAGACUAUGCCCACCAACUGUUCGACGAAAUGUCUGUUCGGGAUGUUGUUUCUUGGAAUUUGCUAAUUUCUGGGUACAAACGCUAUGGAUUACCAGGGAAAGCGUUUGAAUUGUAUUCUGAAAUGUUAUCUCAAGGUUUUGCAGAAAGCCCAUCAACGUUUUCUUGUGUUAUGAGCAUUUGUAGUAACAAUGGGUUUUAUUUUGAGGGGAUUCAAGUACAUAGUAGAGUGAUUUCACUUGGGUUUUGUGGGAACUUGUACAUUGGGAGUUCUAUCGUUGAUCUUUAUGUGCAAAUGGGGUUUGUUGAUGAUGGGUUGAAAGUUUUGAAUGAAAUGCCAGAGAGGAAUGUUGCUGUUUGGAAUUUGGUUUUUCGAGGAUUUUGUAAAUUGGGUAUGUGGGAUGAGAUUAUAAGGUGUUUUCCUAGAGUUAAAUUUGAUGGGGUUAUGUUGAAUGGUCUUAUGGUUUGUUAUUUGCUUCAGGGUUGUUGUAAUGGGAACUUUGUGAUUCAAGGAGAACAGUUGCACUGCUUAGCUCUCAAGGCUGGGUUGGUUGAAUCGGAUCGGUUUGUUGCUAAUGCGUUGGUGGAUUUUUACUCUGCUUGCGGGACUUUGAGUGACGCUAGCAAAUCGUUUGAAAUUAUUCCUUAUGAUGCCGUGAUUUCAUGGAAUUCGAUAGUUUCUGCAUAUGCUAAUAGUGGGGUGUUGUCUGAUGCACUUGAACAUUUUGUGAGGAUGCACUAUUGGAGUAUGAAACCAUCUGUGCGUUCAUUUGUUGCGCUCUUGAAUUCGUGCAGCAAAAGUGAGAAUCUUUUUUUGGGAACACAGUUGCAUUGUUUUGUUCUGAAACUGGGUUUUGAUUGCGGAAGCAUCCAUGUUCAGUCUGCUCUAAUUGAUAUGUAUGGGAAAUGUUACGAGAUUGAGAGUUCGUUUAAUAUAUAUGAGGAGUGCACUUGUAAAACUAUGGAGUGCUGCAAUGCUCUUUUGACAUCUAUGUUACAUUGUAGUUAUGCUGAAGAGGUGGUUGAGUUGUUUAAAUUCAUGGGUUAUGAGGGAAUUAGAUUUGAUGAAUUCUCCUUGUCCACCACACUGAAAGCAUUGUCGGGAUCUUCCUAUAUGAGUUUAUCAAGUUGCACAUUGCUUCAUUCUCUUGCUAUUAAAAUUGGAUUCGAAUCUCAUAACGUGGUCUCUUGUUCACUAAUUGAUACAUAUUCCAAAUUGGGACAGGUUGAUCAUUCACGCGGUGUUUUUGAGGGUCUAUGUUCACCCAAUGUUGUCUCCUUCACAUCAAUUGUAAAUGGUUAUGCCUGUAAUGGAUUAGGAAAAGAGUGCCUGAAAUUGCUCGAAGUGAUGUUCCAAAAGGGUUUAAAACCAGAUAGAGUGACGUUCUUGUGUGUCUUGACAGGGUGCAACCAUUCAGGUUUAGUAGAGGAAGGAAGAAGGGUUUUUGAGUCCAUGAAAUCACUCCAUGGUAUUGAACCAGAUCCGAGGCAUUAUUCAUGCAUGGUUGAUCUCUUAGGCCGUGCAGGGUUGGUAUGUGAAGCUGAAGAAUUGUUAAAGCUGUCACUUAUAAGGGACAGUUCUUUAAUGUGGAGCUCAUUACUGAGAAGUUGUAGGAUACACAAGAAUGUUGUUGUUGGACAAAGAGUUGCAAAACGGUUGGUGGAGCUUGAACCAGGAAAUUCUGGAGUGUGCCUGCAAGUCUCAAACUUUUAUCUUGAAGUUGGAGAUUCUGAAUUGUCCAUGCAUUACAGAGACAUCUGGAUAGCAAGGCAAUCAGGCAGGGAGAUUGGUCACAGCUUUAUCGUUUGA